AUGCAACGUAUUUUAAAGGCUUUCCCCGAAUACACCUAUUUACUGAAUGUGCCCGACUUGUGGCGUGCAGGCAAUGGUCUGCAUCAUCAUCUUGACGAUUGUCGCCGAGUUUUUGGCUCUGACCGCUUAUUUAGGCGUCGCUCUUUGUUUUCCACAGUUCUUCUGGAUGGCCGUGUGAACAUCAGCGAAAAAACCAGAAGGCUGCAAAAGCAGCUGCUUAACGUCCUACUGUGGCAGAUCUUUGUGCCAUUUGCGACUCUGGCCGGUCCCUGGGGUUAUGGCGCUGUGGUCGUGUAUUGGCAACUGACAGCAUCACCUACCACGAGUCACUGCAUAUUCUACAUCGAUGGCCUUCAUGGCAUGCUCUCUUCGCUAGAAAUCAUACUUCUGACUCGGCCGUACCGUCAGUACAUCUAUCGUGUGUUAACCUGUGCUAGAUUUAGAAAACCGUCUCAAACG
Mesorhabditis spiculigera is the source of this 459-nucleotide messenger RNA. NCBI's taxonomy places the organism in Eukaryota, Metazoa, Nematoda, Chromadorea, Rhabditida, Rhabditidae. The record is from the annotation of a GenBank genome assembly.